This is a messenger RNA of Cyclospora cayetanensis, 2355 nucleotides long. Its product is annotated as protein transport protein SEC23. Gene Ontology annotation, molecular function: GTPase activator activity; zinc ion binding. NCBI's taxonomy places the organism in Eukaryota, Apicomplexa, Conoidasida, Eucoccidiorida, Eimeriidae. Bases 1 to 2355 code for a protein of 784 amino acids. Gene Ontology annotation, biological process: endoplasmic reticulum to Golgi vesicle-mediated transport; intracellular protein transport; COPII-coated vesicle cargo loading. Gene Ontology annotation, cellular component: COPII vesicle coat; endoplasmic reticulum exit site. The record is from RefSeq and is a predicted model, not a curated record. The transcript has 16 exons.
AUGGAUGUGCACGAGUGCGAGGCUGCCACUGGCUGCCGCUUCUCAUGGAACAUGUGGCCACCUACGCGGGCUGAAGCACAACAGAUUGAACUACCGUUGGGUUGCAUGUACACUCCUCUGCGCGACUGCACCAAAUUGCAGCUCGUAGAGUACGAGCCUGUAAGAUGCAGAGUCAGCGGUUGCGUCCUGAACCCCUUCUGCUCUGUUGACUUUAGAAACAAAAGCUGGACGUGCCCAUUCUCGCUGCAGCGGAACUCUUUUCCAAGCCAUUACGCAGCUCACAUCUCCGAACAGAACCUGCCUGCUGAGUUGUUUUACCCGACCAUAGAGUACAUCCUGCCUGCAAAUUUGUCUCUGCCCGGCAACGCCGCCGCUGCAGCUGCGGGGGGCCAAGUGCUGCCACCUCCCCUGUUUGUGCUGGUGCUUGAUACAUGCGUUAUCGAGGAAGAAAUCGAGCAGCUUAAAGACUCCCUAUUGCAGGCUUUGGCACUGUUGCCCUCAGACGCCAUGGUCUGUCUAAUAACGUUCGGGGCAAUGUGUAUGCUCCACGAGAUCGCGGAUGCCAGCGAGUAUAACAAAGUUCACGUUUUUCAUGGAUCAAGGGAGCCCUCUUCUUCAAGUAUCCAGCAGCAGCUCGGCCUGUUACCUGGUUCUUCGUUUGCUGUGCCGCGCCAUGGUAGCACCGGGACGCGCCACCCAUUGCUGCAGCCAGCAGCUGCCCGUUUUAUUCAGCCUGUAGGAGAGUGCGAAGCGAAGGUUUCUUUCAUUCUCGAGUCCCUCACAAAGGAAUACUGGCCGGUUCCUGCAGAUUCUCGGCCUAAGCGCUGCACCGGCCUCGCAUUGUCGGUCGCCAUCGCUUUGAUUGAAAGCUGCUGGCUUAACUUGCCUUGCCGCAUUCUCCUCUUCACGGGAGGCGUUUGCACCACCGGCCCUGGACAGAUUGUUGAUUUGCCUCUGGCUGAAUCAAUUCGCCAUCAUUUGGAUCUACAGAAAGGCAAUCAGAAUGCGCGUUUCGUGCAAAAGGCUCUGAAGCUGUACACUUCACUAGCAAACAGAGCAGUCCGGGCUGGUUGUGCUGUUGACAUCUUUGCCUGCUCGCUCGAUCAGGUGGGGCUGUACGAGAUGAAGGUAAUGCCAGAAAAGACUGGGGGCUGCGUAGUGAUGAGUGACUCCUUUUCUCUAAAUGUUUACAAAGACAGCCUCAAAAAGUUUUUGGAAACAGAUUCUACAGGUUUCCUCAAAAUGGGUUUCAACGCCCGAAUCGAGGUUUUAUGCAGCAAGGAGUUCAAAGUCUGCGGCGCCAUCGGACCGUGCACCAGCACGGGGAAAAAAGGAGCUCAGGUUUCAGACAUGACCGUUGGAGAGGGCGCCACCUGCGAAUGGCAGGCAGCGGCAAUGGACAAGGAAACCACAAUUGCAUUUUAUUUUGAAGUGACCAAUCAGCACAUCUCUAAUCUACCGCCUGGUAAACAAUCUUUCUUGCAGUUCCAGACUUCGUACAUGCAUCCUAGUGGCCGUCGCCGCCUGCGCGUCACCACGCUUUCCUACGAAUUCGCUGACCAGAGUCCUUUGGAUAUAGCACCUGGGUUUGACCAAGAGGCAGCAGCCGUUUUAAUGGCACGCUUGGCGGUCUUCAAGACGGAGACGGAGGAUACUUUGGACGUUUUGCGAUGGCUGGACACAAAGCUCAUCAGACUUGUCGCUAGAUUUGCAGACUACCAGAAGGACGACCCUAACUCGUUCCAUCUGUCCACCGACUUCGCAAUCUACCCCCAGUUCAUGUACCACUUAAGGCGUAGCCACUUCCUCCAGACUUUCAAUGCCAGUCCAGACGAAACAGCAUAUUACCGUUCCGUCCUUCUGCGAGCUAGCGUAAUAAAUGCUCUGGUUAUGAUUCAGCCAGCUCUGCUCUCCUACUCCAUCAACCAGCAGGGGCCUCCUCAGCCUGUGCUGCUAGAUGCCCAAGCUCUCAAGCCAGACGUCAUUCUGCUGAUGGAUUCAUUCUUUCACGUUGUCGUGUGGCAUGGCGAACUCAUUCACCAAUGGAGGGAACAGGGAUACCACAAUCUGCCGCAGUAUGGAAACCUGCGGCAACUUCUGCAGGCACCGGUUGAUGAUGCAAGUGUUGUGUUAAGUGAUCGCUUCCCGGCGCCGAAAUAUGUACAAUGCAACAGCGGGGGCUCUCAGGCUCGUUUCCUUCUGGCCAAGGUGAACCCCUCAACCUCUUAUACACAGUCUGGGGGUGCCCAGCCACUGGGAUUAACUGAUGGAGGUGGCGAUUGGUUCAUCAACACAGACGACGUGAGUCUCAAGGAAUUUAUGGAACAUUUAAUCAGAUUGGCAGUGCAAAGUUGA